AUGGCAGAGGGAGACGACAAGAAAGAAGAUGAGUUCUUGGCGAAGCUAGCUGAUGGUGAAACACCAUUGUAUCCAAGUUGUGCAAACCAUAGCAAGUUAUCUGCUAUUGUAUCAUUAUUUAGAUUGAAGACUAAGAAUGGUUGGUCUGACAAGAGCUUCAAUGAUCUGCUAGAGACAUUGCCGGAGAUGUUACCAGAGGAGAAUGUGCUACACACUUCACUGUAUGAGGUUAAAAAAAAUUUGAAGUCAUUUGAUAUGGGUUACGAGAAGAUUCAUGCAUGUGUCAACGACUGCUGCCUAUUCAGAAAGAGGUUGAAGAAGCUUGAUCACUGUCCUAAAUGCAAGGCUUCAAGAUGGAAGACUAAUGUCCACACUAAUGAAACGAAGAAAGGAGUCCCGCAGAAAGUGUUAAGGUACUUUCCAAUAAUCCCAAGGCUGAAGAGAAUGUACCGGUCUGAGGUAAUGGCCAUGGAUUUACGGUGGCACUUCAGCAACAAAAGCACUGAUGGAAAACUUCGACACCCCGUUGAUUCAGUCACAUGGGAUGAGAUGAAUGCCAAAUACUCUACCUUUGCCGCUGAAGAAAGGAACAUGGGGCUUGGACUUUCAGCAGAUGGAUUUAAUCCAUUCAAUAUGAAGAAUACGAUGUACAGUUGCUGGCCAGUUUUGUUAGUCAACUACAACUUGCCACAUGAUUUAUGCAUGAAGAAGGAGAACAUCAUGCUUUCAUUGUUGAUUCCUGGUCCACAACAGCCUGGUAAUAGUAUAGAUGUGUACUUAGAACCCCUCAUCGAGGAUCUAAACCAUAUGUGGAGCAUUGGAGAGUUAGUGUACGACGCAGUGACUCGAUCAACGUUUACUCUGAAGGCGAUGCUGCUUUGGACGAUCAGUGAUUUCCCAGCUUAUGGGAAUCUUGCAGGCUGCAAAGUAAAGGGAAGAAUGGGGUGUCCUUUAUGUGGGAAGAAUACUGAUAGUAUGUGGUUAAAGUUUAGAAGAAAGCAUGUGUACAUGUGCCACAUAAAGGGUCUACCACCAGUUUGUAGAUUUCGUGGAAAGAAGAAGUGGUUCGAUGGAAACGCUGAACAAGGGAGAAGGGGAAGGACUUUAACCGGGCUUGAAAUAUCUCAAAACCUAAGAAAUUUCAAGAAUGAGUUUGGAAAUGUUAAACGAUCUGGAAGUAAGAGGAAAAGGGUGGUCUGUACAGAUAUAAGAUCUGAUACUGACGGUUUAUCCAGUGAAUCAGAGGAAGAGGAAGAGGAAUAUGAAGAAGUCAAAGUAGAUGAGGAUGAGUUAUCUAGAUGGAAGAAGAGAUCAAUCUUUUUCAAACUACCUUAUUGGGCGGAACUCCCGGUGAGGCACAACUUAGAUGUAAUGCAUGCUGAGAGAAAUGUCUCAGCUAGAUUAGUUUCGACACUGUUGCACUGUGGAAAAUCGAAGGACGGUCUUCCUGAUCGUAAAGAUCUGGAGGAUCUUGAUGACUGUAAAGUCACAGGUCUGAAAUCACAUGACUACCAUGUGUUGAUGCAACAACUUCUUCCGAUUUCUCUUAAAGGGUUGUUACCUAAAGGACCUAGGCUAGCAAUUACAAGGCUAUGCGCAUUCUUCAAUUUGUUGUGUCAGAGAGUGAUCGACAGGGAGCAGCUUUUGGUCAUGGAAGCGGAGAUUGUGGAGACUCUCUGCUUGUUCGAAAGAUAUUUUCCUCCAAGUUUCUUCGAUAUCAUGGUCCAUUUGACUGUGCAUCUAGGAAGGGAAGCCCGACUUGUUGGACCAGUCCAUUUUAGAUGGAUGUACCCAUUUGAGAGGUACAUGAAAGUACUCAAAAACUUUGUCAGAAAUACUGCAAGACCAGAGGGGUGCAUCGCUGAGUCAUAUCUAGCUGAGGAAUGUAUCAAGUUUUGCAGUGAGUUUCUGAAGAAGACAACAAAUGUAGAAGAUAAAAGUGAAAGAAACAUGGAGUAUGAGAACAGCUCUAUCUUAGAGGGGCGUCUGAUAUCCACCGGAACCUCAAUUACACUCACUGAAAUGGAGAAGAAAAUAACACAUCUUGCUAUGGUUCUCGUAGAACCUUAUGUAGAGUAA
Brassica oleracea var. oleracea is the source of this 2079-nucleotide messenger RNA. RefSeq lists its product as uncharacterized. Bases 1 to 2079 code for a protein of 692 amino acids. The transcript is spliced from 4 exons. Lineage: Eukaryota; Viridiplantae; Streptophyta; Magnoliopsida; Brassicales; Brassicaceae. The record is from RefSeq and is a predicted model, not a curated record.